GGUCUAUUCCCACCUACUUACACAUUCGAUACAGAGGCCCACGAAAUCCUGUGACACGUUAUUUGGGUGUGGUCCCUCCUCCUUCUCUUCAACAAACUCCACACAUCUCCAUUAGAAUACCGCAUCGCUUUCGGCUACAACGUGCUCAUUUUUUGCACUUUCAUGGUCACCCUAAUAUUCACGGUGAUUUGUACGUUCGUUCUGACUCCUAUUGGCGCCUGGGAUUCUAAUGAACUCAAGAUGUUUGAUCUGGUUGAAGAGUUGGGCAUGAGCUUUUAUGAUUUUCUGGGUGUUGAAAAGUUUGCCUCAGAUUCUGAUAUCAGGCGUGCCUACCGCAAGCUUUCAUUCAAAUACCAUCCAGAUAAGAACGAUGAUCCGGAAGCAACUGUGAAAUUUCGCAAUUUGGUUGGCAUCUACGAAGUCCUAAAAGAUAAAAGUCUACGUGAAAGUUAUGACCACGUACUAGAGAAUGGAUUACCGACUUGGCGAACACCAGUCUACUACUAUCGUAAACUCCGAAAAAUGUCGAAUUCCGAGUUGUUUGUCAUGUUCGCACUGUUGUCCACCGCAAUUCAUUAUGCCACGCUCUGGGGUUCACGAUUUGAAAGAUGUUGGACUCUGGAAGAACAACUUGGAAUUGCCCUGAAGAGACAGAAGGCUCGCGAUCGCAAAAGAGAGUUGAUCGACUUACAAAUUGCCGAAGAACUUCGAAAAGUCCCUCGGCCUAAGUGGCAUGAUCUGCUUCCCUUCGCCAUAUGUAAAUUUAUUUAUGCCCUUAUAAUGUGUAUCCCUCUGGUGUUUACCGCCUUGGGAUCCAAAGUCAGUCAUAAAUUGGAGCAUAUUCAGCUUUGCCGGAUAGACUCAGAAGACAAAUUUAGGGAGAAGCUAAAGUCUGAAAGGCAGGAACGAAGGCGCCGCGUUGUAGAACGAAAACGUACCGAAGAAUGUGUCUACGAUGUGACCGAUCUCACUUCGUUUCUCAGCCUGUCAGAUAUGCCACCAGAGUCACGCGAUUCCACUGAAUUUGCGGACAGCAUAAAAACAACACCGGUUAGUCUUUGUUUUCUUUGA
Dicrocoelium dendriticum is the source of this 1071-nucleotide messenger RNA. The record is from the annotation of a GenBank genome assembly. Lineage: Eukaryota; Metazoa; Platyhelminthes; Trematoda; Plagiorchiida; Dicrocoeliidae.